GCACACAUGGCCAAGCAGCGCUGUCAGAUCAUCGCCCCCGUCUCUCUCCUCCUCCUCGGGAUCCUAGCCAUUCUCCUGCUCGCCAUAACUACGGACGACGUGAGGGAGCCUCCGGACUAUAUGUAUGGUAUAGUCCUGGACGCGGGCUCCUCCCACACUGCCAUGUACGUCUAUAAGUGGCCGGCAGACAAGCAGAAUGGCACUGGCAUUGUCACGCAACACAGCGAGUGUCACGUCAAAGGUGGGGGGAUCUCCAGCUAUGCUAAGCAACGUGGGAGUGCUGGACACAGCCUGGAGACCUGCCUGAAUCAGGCCACCACAGACAUCCCCAAAUCCAGACACCACCUCACACCUGUGUACCUGGGCGCCACCGCGGGCAUGCGCCUGCUGAACAUCUCUGAUCCCACUGAAUCGGAGCAGAUCAUGGCGGAGGUGGGUCAGAAGAUUCGGUCCUAUCCUUUCAGCUUCCGAGGGGCAGCCAUCUUGAGUGGCAGGGAGGAAGGGGCGUAUGGGUGGGUCACUGUUAACUACCUGCUGGAGAAUUUCAUCAAGUACGGCUUCGUGGGGCGCUGGCUGUGGCCGGGGAAGGAGACGGUGGGCGCGCUGGAUUUCGGAGGAGCGUCCACUCAGAUCACGUUUGUGACUCAGGAGGCGGUGGAGGACGAGGCGAACAGAAUGACGCUGCGUCUGUACGGGCAGGAGUACACUCUCUAUACGCACAGCUUCCUGUGCUACGGUCGGGACCAGGUGCUCCGGCGCCUGCUGGCUCACCUCAUCCAGUCUCAGGGUUAUGGGAACUCCGUCUCACACCCUUGCUACCCCUCGGACCACAGUGUGUCUCUGAAGCUGGAGAAGGUGUUUGACUCUCCCUGCACAGCGAGACAGAGACCGGCCUCCUAUGACGGGCAGAGUGUUCUGAGUGUGCAGGGCACCGGGCACUACGAGCACUGCCUAGGCAACGUGUCUCAGAUCUUCUCCUUCAGCGGGUGCUCCUUCUCUCGGUGUUCCUUCGACGGCGUCUUUCAGCCCGGCCUCAGUGGGGGCUUCAUGGCAUUCUCUGCAUUCUUCUACAUUCACUCCUUCCUGCAGAGGACCACCGGCAUCACGGUCACCUCCCCCUCUCUCCUGCAGGAGGCGGCACGCACUGUGUGCAAUAUGAGCUUUGAGGAGAUGCUGGAGAAAGCGCCGGACCAGAAGUCCCGUCUGCAGGAUUACUGCGCUGCCUCCGUUUUUGUGCAGGUGCUCAUGCUGCGUGGCUACGGAUUCGACGAGAUCUCCUUCCCGCGAAUCUCCUUUCAGAAAAAGGCUGGGGACACCUCUGUGGGCUGGGCUCUGGGCUACAUGCUGACUCUGAGCAGCCUGCUGCCGGCGGAGGGCAUGGCCAUGAGGAAGGCCCUGCGGCCCGAGGCCUGGAUCAGCCUGCUCUUCCUCUUUGCCUGCCUGCUGCUGGCAGCGCUGGCAUACCUGCUGGCCAAUGCCUUCCGCGGGAAUAAAGGCGGCGGAGAUGUCAUCUAAGCACCAUCAGGGGGCGCUCCCUUCAC
Messenger RNA from Megalops cyprinoides (Indo-Pacific tarpon), 1541 nucleotides. It is a transcript of the gene entpd2a.2, whose product is annotated as ectonucleoside triphosphate diphosphohydrolase 2a, tandem duplicate 2. Gene Ontology annotation, molecular function: UDP phosphatase activity; GDP phosphatase activity. NCBI's taxonomy places the organism in Eukaryota, Metazoa, Chordata, Actinopteri, Elopiformes, Megalopidae. Gene Ontology annotation, cellular component: plasma membrane. The record is from RefSeq and is a predicted model, not a curated record. Gene Ontology annotation, biological process: nucleoside diphosphate catabolic process. The transcript has 9 exons. The coding region runs from base 7 to 1515 and encodes 502 amino acids.